This is a messenger RNA of Eurytemora carolleeae, 1380 nucleotides long. RefSeq names its product homocysteine-responsive endoplasmic reticulum-resident ubiquitin-like domain member 2 protein. Gene Ontology annotation, molecular function: protein binding. Bases 276 to 1268 code for a protein of 330 amino acids. The transcript has a single exon. Gene Ontology annotation, biological process: endoplasmic reticulum unfolded protein response. NCBI's taxonomy places the organism in Eukaryota, Metazoa, Arthropoda, Copepoda, Calanoida, Temoridae. The record is from RefSeq and is a predicted model, not a curated record.
AAACCCUGUCAAUUUGUUGCGAAGUAAACAGACUCUGAUGAAAUUUUAAUCCAGAAAAUACGUGUUACAUCAGAACCUGGCUGGAAUCAAAAUUCUGAAGAACUUCAGUAAACAAAUAUCCUUCAAUGGAGAAAUAAGAAUUAACUCUGUACAAGCGUGAAGAAGUCAAAAAUCAAGUUUUAUCAUCUGAUAUACUUUCUACGCAUUUAGUAAAAGUUCAGUACUAACUGUGUAGUUAGGUUUGAAGGUCACAUCAAAACACAACAAAAAACAAAAUGGAGGAGGUCAACAUUAGGAUAAAAAGUCCUAGUUCUGUAUCCCCCGAUCUACAUAUAACCUGUGACAUAAACAAGAACGUACUCCACCUAAAGGAGAAGAUCCAAGAGAAGUAUGAGUCCCGUCCUGCCCCUGGAGAACAGAAACUAGUCUACUCAGGGAAACUUCUCCAGGAUAAUCAACUACUACGAGAGUUCUUGAGGUUUGAAGAUGAGUGUUCCUUGUUCACAAUCCACUUGGUUUGUAAGCUUGCUCCUUCUUCAAAUACACCUUCUAGUCUUCCUACUUCUAGUCUACAGGAUGGGGUGAGAAACCGAAGCCAACCUUUGGAUCUGACCAGUGAGCUUUCAUCCCAACCUGUACUUGAACCUGUUACUCCGGAGCUAGUUGAACUUGAUUCUAUCCGUAGAACUCUUGAUUCAUUGGCAGGAACCCAGGGUAAUCUGACUCAGACUGAAGUAAAUACUAUCCAAGAACUAUACAACCAGUACAUAGCUCUGUACACACAGUACAAUACAACACCUACUAUACAUCCUUCCGAACCAGAGGAGAGACGAGAACUUUUAAACCCCCCUCCUCAUCCUCCUGCGGAGGUUCCCCAGCUACCUGGACAACCCGGAGAAGAAGUUGAACCUGGAAACAAUGAUGUACUUGACUACGCUUACGCAAUUAUCCGUGUUAUCAUCCUACUUUGCGUAAUAUACGCGCACAGUAACUUCUUCCGUCUCCUGUUUGUGGUGGGCGGUAUGGGUUUAAUCUUUAUCCUACAGGGGAGAAACAGAGUUAAUCAGGAGGUUAAUAAUAACCAGGAGAACAAUGUGAACCCACAGUUAAAUGAAGGACAGGACGAGUUAUCUCCGGAUGAGGGAGGAGCUGAAGAUAACCUGGAUGAGACUAAUAUUGAACCUAAACCUCAUAUAUUAAUGGUUGCAUUUACUUUUGUCUCCAGUUUGAUAACUUCUGUAAUUCCUGAUCACACAAACUUAAUUUAAUGUAUGACGAACCCUUAAUAAUAUUAUUAUUGUGAUAUGCUAAUUAUACUUGUUAAACCUAUAUAGAAUAUAUUUAAAACUAUAUGUAAAAUAAAUUUCUAUUAUAUUUUUA